Umbelopsis ramanniana AG is the source of this 1089-nucleotide messenger RNA. RefSeq lists its product as uncharacterized. Bases 14 to 970 code for a protein of 318 amino acids. The transcript has a single exon. NCBI's taxonomy places the organism in Eukaryota, Fungi, Mucoromycota, Umbelopsidomycetes, Umbelopsidales, Umbelopsidaceae. The record is from RefSeq and is a predicted model, not a curated record. Gene Ontology annotation, molecular function: hydrolase activity, acting on carbon-nitrogen (but not peptide) bonds, in linear amides.
AAAGAAUCUUCAUAUGCAACCCCUAAAGAUCGCAGCAGUCCAAUUUGAGAACAAGAGCGGUGACAAGGCAUACAAUUUGUCCAAAAUGUAUGAAUUGGCAAAGCAAGCUAAAACCGAGGGAUGUCAAGUCAUCAGUUUUCAUGAAUGCAGUAUCUCUGGUUACACGUUUGCCCAAAGGCUGACAAAAGAAGAGCUGCUUCAAGUUUCAGAGAAGAUUCCGGAUGGAGAAAGCGUCCAACAGCUAAUUAAGUUUUCCAAAGAGAUUGGUAUUAUUAUCCUUGCCGGCCUUUUUGAAAAGGACGAUGAAGACAAGGUUUACAAUACUUACUUUUGUGUCGACGACACCAAGGUUAUUGCGUCAUUCAGAAAGAUUCAUCCAUUCGUUAGCAAGUACCUAUCACCGGGUACUCAAUAUGUGACCUUUGAUCUUCUUGGAUGGACUGCUGGUAUUCUGAUUUGUUACGACAAUAAUGUCAUCGAGAAUGUACGUGCAACUGCGCUCAUGGGAGCUCAAAUCUUGUUCAUGCCUCAUGUUACCGGUUGUACCAAGAGAGACUACUUGCCUGGCACAAGACAUGUUAGCCCUGAACUAUGGCGCAACCGCGAGCUGGAUCCCGUGAGACUGCGUCUUGAAUUUGAUGGGCCAAGCGGCAGAGAAUGGUUGAUGAAGUGGCUUCCGGCUCGUGCCUAUGACAAUGGAAUCUUUGCUGUUUUCACUAACCCUAUUGGUGAAGAGGACGGCCAAGUCAAAUGUGGUCAUUCCAUGAUCAUUGAUCCUUUCGGUCAAAUUUUAGACGAAUGCACUGGCUUCAAAGAUACUUACUGUACGGCUGUAUGCACACCAGAAAAGCUGGAACAGGCUGGUGGAUACAGAUAUCGGAACGCUAGAAAAGUUGAUAUGUAUCGCGAUAUCAUCUCGCAACCACACUCCUCUCAAUUGAAUGUCUCUUGGCUCGGUAAGACCGAUUAAUGGGAAUCAUGUCAAAAUUGAACAGGUUAGAGCGGAAAGAUAAUGUACCCUUCAUGGCACCAACUUCCCAAACACAAGUCAAAAUUCUCCAUAAUAAAAUGCACAUACACAUUCAAUCC